CAAAAGGUCAGCUAUCCCUUGAUUGUAUCUCCAUUCUCCACCAGUCCACUUUCACAAAUAUAUUUCCGAAAACACCAUUUAAAUCCAAUGCCAAAAUCCCCCACCUUCUUGAUUCCAAAAAUCACGUCGCUUUCUGGGUUCUACAACGAAACAAUAUAUAUGCUUCCAAUCGAGUCCGGUCACGAGAUGAAUUUCUUCCAACCCAUGUGUAUUUGCUGUUUCUCUCUCUGUUUUUAGAGCGAGAGUGCAGCUGAGCAACAGAUUAGAGGCAUUGAGCGAGUGAGAGAGAGGAGAUGCUCCUCUUGCACUGCUUUCAACCAUGGAUAUCUCCAAGAAUUCCAAAAUUUCCAAGGAUUUCUCGUUCCAAGAGGGAAUCAAGCGCUAUUGCAUGUUGCUGGAUCAAUUCUCCCGCUUCACAUGCAAAUGAUAUCUUCAAGAAUUAUCGAGAGAAGCCAGAUGUCAAUUCAAUAAAAGCAUCAUAUAAGAUGGGAUCCAUGAUGAAAUUGCACAUCAUCAAAAAUUUCGAGUCGCAGCUCUUGAAAUUGAAGCUUGAUUAUCCUCAGGAGCAUCAAACAAAGAUCAUGAUGGCUGCAUUGGUAUCUUGCUUGCUUGUCAGAUUGAUACACCAAGAUCAUGGGAAAGUAGCAACUGUUGCUCUACAACAGUUACUUUCCUCUGUAAUUCAAUCAUUUGCAGCUACGGGUUUGCCUUUUGCAUGCAUGUCUAAUUCUCUGAAUAAACCCACACCUCUGCAAUUGGAUGUAUCUUUGCCCUCAUGGCAUGACAUCAAAUGGAACUUUUCGCGCCUGGCAUACUUAUUCGACAUACAACUUGAGAGAAAUGUGUCUACGUUCUUGAUUGUGCUCAUCGUAGCUUGCUUCUCAUUUGUUUUUAUUGGUGGACUUCUCUUCUAUAAGUACAGGCGUAAUACACAGUCUUUUGAGGACUGUCUUUGGGAGGCAUGGGCAUGCUUGUGCUCUUCAUCAACUCAUCUGAAACAAAGAACUAGGGUUGAACGUGUUAUUGGUUUUGUUCUUGCUAUAUGGGGGAUAUUGUUUUAUUCUCGCUUAUUGRGCACAAUGACAGAGCAGUUCAGGCAUAACAUGCAAAAGCUUAGAGAAGGAGCCCAAAUGCAAGUUCUAGAGAGUGAUCAUAUAAUUAUUUGUGGAGUUAAUAGUCAUCUGAGCUUCAUACUAAAGCAGUUGAACAAGUAUCAUGAGUUUUCUGUGCGAUUAGGUACAGCUACAUCUAGGAGGCAGAGAAUUCUUCUUUUGUCCGAUAUCCCAAGGAAGCAAAUGGACAAAAUUGCUGAUCAUAUUGCAAAAGAUCUUUAUCAUAUUGACGUCCUUACAAAGAGUUGCAGUCUAAGCUUAACAAAAUCAUUCCAAAGGGCUGCAGCCAAUAAAGCACGUGCCAUAAUAAUAUUGCCAACCAAGAGUGAUAGGUAUGGAAUUGAUACAGAUGCGUUUCUAUCUGUCCUUGCCCUCCAGCCCCUUUCAGACAUGGAAUCUGUUCCAGCAAUUGUUGAGGUUUCAAGUCCCAAUACAUGUGAGCUCCUAAAGUCAAUCUCAGGGUUGAAGGUGGAGCCUGUGGAAAAUGUUACAUCCAAAUUAUUUGUUCAAUGCUCUCGACAGAAGGGGCUCGUAAAGAUCUAUAGACAUUUGCUUAAUUACCGAAAAAACGUAUUCAACCUUUGCAGUUUUCCACAUCUAGCAGGAUUGAAGUAUGGGCAUCUAAGAAAUGGAUUUCAAGAGGCUGUUGUUUGCGGCCUUUAUAAGAAAGGGAAGAUAAAUUUUCAUCCACUGGACGAUGAAGUUCUAGAUGAAGAUGAUAAAGUAUUAUUCAUUGCGCCUGUUCAUGGGAAUAAGAAAACACAGGUUGCAUAUUUUAAUUCUAUUAAAGAAGAAGAAGUUGACUCUUGUAAUCUCCAAGUUGUAAAGGUGGUUGGUGAAGCUCCACAUAAUGGGCUUCAAAUGGCAAAAGCACGGUUGGAUAAAAUUGUCAAACGUCCAGCAAAACCAGGUUCGAAGGCGUCAGACUGGAGUGUGGGACCAAAAGAAUGCAUAUUAUUGCUUGGAUGGCGCUCAGAUGUUGUGGAAAUGAUUGAAGAAUAUGAUAAUUACCUAGGACCUGGAAGUGUUCUGGAAAUUCUGUCCGAUGUGCCAAUUGCUGAAAGAGAGAAAACAUACAAAUUUGCUGGUCAACGCAAGUUGAAAAACAUUCAAGUCAUCCACAAGAUUGGGAACCCGAGGAACUAUGAUACCUUAAAAGAUACCAUUGAACACACUCAAAAGUCUCAUAAGAAAGGAGAAGAGGUUCCAUUCUCCGUAGUAGUUAUAUCUGAUAGAGAGUGGCUGCUUGAAGACCCAUCAGGGGCUGAUAAGCAGUCUGCUUAUUCUCUCCUUCUUGCUGAAAGCAUUUGUCUGAAGCUUGGUGUGAAGGUUCAAAAUCUGGUUGCAGAAAUUGUAGACUCAAAACUGGGCAAACAGAUUACAAGAAUCAAGCCAUCGUUAACUUAUAUAGCAGCUGAGGAAAUAAUGAGCCUCGUGACAGCUCAAGUGGCCGAAAAUAGUGAACUGAAUGCAGUUUGGAAAGACAUAUUGGAUGCAGAUGGAGAUGAAAUUUAUGUGAAGGACAUUGGUCUCUACAUGAAGGAGGAUGAGCAUUUAUCAUUUUCCGAGCUCUCAGAAAGAGCACGAUUGAGGAGAGAAGUCGCCAUUGGUUAUAUAAAAAACAAGAAGAAGGUUAUCAACCCAGUUCCCAAGUCAGAGCCUCUCUCCCUACAACUUACGGAUUCUUUGAUCGUUAUAUCAGAGCUUGAAGGCGAACAACCUGUCCUCUUGUAAAUGGUGAUUUGUUCUCCAACAAAAUAUGACGACUUCUUUGUGACCUUUUUCAUUAUUGCAUGGUGUUAUCGGUUUUACAUGCAUACAUUAGCGACUCGCAUACAAAUUGAUUGCGUCAGAAACAAGACCAAGGAUCCAAGAUUUUCUUGUCUUGAAGCAUGAUAUAAAGUACAAGACUGUUAGAAUUUUUAUUAGUGUAAAAAGAAAACAAAAACUCAGAAAACAAGGAAGCAUGUCAUAAUUGUAUAAUUUACAUUUGUGAGAAUGGAUUUUUGGUAGCUACUUGUAUCAAACAUUCUCACGUUCACUUUUCAGUAGAGAUCAAGUCUACAUAUAUCUUACCCCUCCUAA
Molecule: messenger RNA, 3197 nt
Organism: Cynara cardunculus var. scolymus (artichoke)
Lineage: Eukaryota; Viridiplantae; Streptophyta; Magnoliopsida; Asterales; Asteraceae
Product: putative ion channel POLLUX-like 2
Exons: 24
Coding region: 294-2846 (850 amino acids)
Biological process (GO): monoatomic ion transport
Source: RefSeq, a predicted model, not a curated record